Messenger RNA from Callithrix jacchus (white-tufted-ear marmoset), 8321 nucleotides. It is a transcript of the gene PAXIP1, whose product is annotated as PAX interacting protein 1. The record is from RefSeq and is a predicted model, not a curated record. Gene Ontology annotation, cellular component: nucleus. Gene Ontology annotation, biological process: positive regulation of transcription initiation by RNA polymerase II. Lineage: Eukaryota; Metazoa; Chordata; Mammalia; Primates; Cebidae.
CUUCUGAGUUUUUGUAUGAUUGGAUUUAUGAGCUGUUUGUUAACCUGUUUUAGAGAAGCUGUUUCCUAAACUGACUUUGUAUUUAAUAUGAACUCAUGACACUUAAAAUUAUUUAAAUAUUCAUGCUUGCUUUUAAGAUUUAAAGUUUCUAAUGGGUGAAAAUGGUCUUUCCUAUUUAAAAAAUUUAAAACUUCAAUAUGAAAAAAAUAUUAAAAAUGAAAUUAGAAGAUAACAAGGAAAAUUCAGUUAGAAAUACAGGCAAAGAAUUUUCUUAAUAAAUAAAGGGAUCAUACAUAUCAAUAAGAAUAAAAAAGACCUUAACAGAUAAGGCAGAGAAAUGAAUUAGAAGCUAUAAAGAGGAAUUACUAAUACAAUAACAAAAUAUUUGAUAUACUUUAUAAUCAAAGAUGUGAAUAUUUUAAUAGCAAUGAGAUAAGAAUUUUUGCUCAUCUAAUUUGUAAUAGCGGCUGGUGGAGAUGCUGAGGACAGACACUCAGGCUUCCUGCCUGCAGGAAGGGGAGUCAGUGCAGCAGCUUCCUAGGAAAGGGGAACAGUGUCAGGAGCCUGAAAAUACUUAUUUCAUUUUCACCUGCAUUUGUGUUGCGUUUAGAAACUUGUCCCGAGUUGAUAGAAGUAAAGACAGACUGACACAUAAAGGUGCUCACACUCACUUAUAAGCAUUGUUUAUAAGAUAGGAAAACCGGAAACGGUCAGAUCAUCCACUGUUUGAGGAUGUUUGAGAAGCCUAUUAUAUAUACAUAUACAGUAGUGUAACUUCUUAGCUCUUUUUGAACUCUGUUUUAUGAAAACAUGUAAAGACAUGGGAAAUGUUUUAAGUGGCAAAAGCAGGCCAUAUCAUAGGUAUGUACAAUAUUACACCAACCAAAUAAAGUAUGUAAGAAAUAGCUGAAAUGAGGAACCAAAAUGUUAACAGUGGCUAGUUCUGGGUAUCUGAAUAUUUAAUAUUUCUUUAUUGUAUUUUGUUUUUCUAACCCCCAGCUAAGAAAACCCUCAAAUCAUAAUACAAAACUAUUAGAAAAUAAUCAAGUUGUUAUUGUUUAAAGUCUUUUUAAAAUUACGUGGAGUAAUUUGUUUAAAAUCAGUGGUCCUUAGGAAGGUAAAAGUUCACCGUAGAAUAUCCCAUCUCACUUGACCUGGCAGUCCUCAUCCAAGGCUGUCAUUUUGGUGCUCAUAGGUGGUACUUCUGAGAAAGUAUUCCGCCAUCUUUCUCCAUACACACCUUUCAGACACGGGCACAUCCCAGCAAGUUAUUAGGUGAGAUGGAGAGAAGUUUGGUCGUAAUCUUGCUUUUCCUUACGCUUCUGUGGUAGGUGGUUACGGAGCUGGGUGGUGUUUGAUUCAGCAUUGUCAGGCUGUUGGCCAGGCUCAAAGGGUGCCGCCAGUCUAAACCUGAUCACUCUCCUCUCUCCAAGCAAUAAGUACAUUUAUCUGCAGUUACUGUGCUUUUGUUUGUGUCUCCUGUAUUCUGGAAGUUCUCUAAAAUCCUGGUUUUGUUUUUGUGACAUCAGUUUGAUGGAGAUCCUUCAAAUAGCCAAAUUGGCUUUUUAAAAACAAAUCUCUUUAUCAGGAAUUUCGUUGGUAUUUGCAUUUUGCAAUGUUUUUUCAUAUCUGUUAUAAAUGUCUGUUUACAUGAAUGAUCUUUAAAGUUGGCUAUAAUGAGAAAACCUUUUAAAUGCUGGGUGCUGUGGUUACAUGUAAUUUUUAUUGUUUUCCUCUACUUCUCUGUAUGUUCCAAAUUUACAAUCAGCGUAUCAGGAAAGUUUUAAAAAUGAAAGCAUUACUACUUAUGUAUAAACACAGUAUACUUUGGCUAAAAUUGCAUUUUUUAAUUUAAUUUUAUUUGCAUUGGUUGGAUUUCUGGGCUUCAGAGACUCAGAGCCAACUAUCCAGAAAAGAUUCCAGUUGAGUAAGAAAGGGAGAGAGGAAGAAGGGCCAUGCUGAGUUAGGGACAGGGACAGGGACAGGGAGUGCUGUGGGCAUUUUUCAGAGAUGAAGGUCACAAUGACAUGGGAUUUGGUGAAAUGAAUAAGAAAAUCAAAAGUAUGUGAAUAUAAGAUGACUAUAGAGUUUCAGAGGUAAUUAGACAUUGCUCAAUAUUAACUAUGAGUUUAGCACCAGAGGAUAUUAUUACUCUUCCAAAGAACUGAUAGUUAUGUUUAACAGAGUUUAUAUUUGUAAUAGAUUGUAAUAUAAUAGACAUAAUAAAUUAGGUUAUAGUAUAGACAUAUAUACAUGGUACCUGUAUGACAACUCAAGGGGCACAGGUAUGGCUCUGUGAGCUUAGGAAAGAGGGCAUUGGUCUGGAUUGUGAGGCGAGGAGCCUUGAUAGAGAGGAUGGCAGGUCUGAGCGGAUCAAAAGAAUCCGCAGGAUUCGAGGAAAUGGGGAAGGGAGGAAGGCAUUCUGCAUAGAACAAGGUGGAAGAAGAAGUCAGCAGUGCACAAGAGGCUGGGUGAGAAGAUAGCGCUGUCAGCCAAGGGUGUGCAUUGGCAGGUAGAAGAAGUGGUCAGGCAGGUAGAUGGGUAGAGAUGAUGGAAACCAAGGUAUAUGAGUUUGAAGUGGGUAGCAGGAUGUUUCAUCACUCUUUUUUUCUCAUUUAAUUUUGGAUUACAAAUAUUUACCUCAGAAAACUUGGGAAACAAAAGCAAACAAAAUUAGAAUCACUUGUGAUCAUUGCAGGUAAACUGGUUUAGGAGCUCUGGGUAUGACUUGCAGGGCAGGACAGGGGCUGGAGUUUGAACAAAUGGAGAUUGGAUUUGCGGUAGCAAGUACAACAUGGGAGUCAGCAACAGAUGGGACUCAGCGGGUACCGGGGGCGUGGGAUGCUGUGGUGAAAAGAAUGAGAAGCCGAUGCUUACCGUGUACCCUGUGCCAGAUCCCAUGGCGGAUGCCUGCACAUGGGGAUCAGGAGCCAAAGAUUAUGUCAUUGUUCCAGGCGGGGGGCACCAGUAAAGUGGCGGUGUCACUGAUGGAGCUGGGAAAUAGAGAGGAGCUGACUGGCGAGGAGAGAUGAUGACGUUGGUGUGAAACACACUUUGGGCUGCUGGUCAGGGUGUUGAUACAAGCUGGAGCUCUUUGUUGGAGUCUUCCAGAGCUCUCCCAGGGAGAGGUAGGGAAGGGAGCUUGUCCAGCAGAAGUUGGGAAGCACAGAGAUCAUCUGCCUUCUUCUGACCCGGUAUUGAUGCAGGCUGAGGCCUCUGUUGUAAUGUGCUGGGUGUCAUCUGAAGACAGAAGUGCCCUGUGGGCUUUGGUCACGUUCUAUGGGGGGAGCUGCCAGCUAACCCUCAAUAAGAAGUGCACGCAUUUGAUUGUUCCAGAGCCGAAGGGGGAGAAAUACGAAUGUGCUUCAAAGCGAGCAAGUAUUAAAAUCGUGACUCCUGACUGGGUUCUGGAUUGCGUAUCAGAGAAAACCAAAAAGGACGAAGCAUCUUAUCAUCCUCGUCUGAUUAUAUAUGAAGAGGAGGAAGAGGAAGAGGAAGAGGAGGAGGAAGUAGAAAAUGAGGAACAAGAUUCUCAGAACGAGGGUAGUACAGAUGAGAAGUCAAGCCCUGCCAGCUCUCAAGAAGGGUCUCCUUCAGGGGACCAGCAGUUUUCACCCAAGUCCAACACCGACAAAUCUAAAGGGGAACUGAUGUUUGAUGACUCUUCAGAUUCAUCCCCGGAAAAGCAAGAGAGAAACUUAAACUGGACCCCAGCUGAAGUCCCACAAUUAGCUUCAGCAAAACGCAGGCUGCCUCAGGGAAAGGAGCCUGGGUUGAUUAACUUGUGUGCCAAUGUCCCACCCGUUCCAGGUAACAUUUUGCCCCCUGAGGUCCGGGCCAAUUUAAUGGCUUCUGGACAAAAUCUGCAAAGUUCUGAAAGAUCAGAAAUGAUAGCUACCUGGAGCCCAGCUGUACGGACGUUGAGGAAUAUUACUAAUAAUGCUGACAUUCAGCAGAUGAACCGGCCAUCAAAUGUAGCACAUAUCUUACAGACUCUUUCAGCACCUACGAAAAAUUUGGAACAGCAGGUGAAUCACAGCCAGCAGGGCCAUACAAAUGCCAGUGCAGUGCUGUUCAGCCAAGUGAAAGUGACUCCGGAGACACACAUGUUACAGCAGCCGCCGCAGCACCCGGUUUUACACCUUCAGCCCCAGCAGAUAAUGCAGCUCCAGCAGCAGCAGCAGCAGCUUUCUCAGCACCCUUACCCCCAGCAGCCGCCACACCCAUUUUCACAGCAGCAGCAGCAGCAGCAGCAGCAAACCCAUCAGCAUCAGUUUUCGCAGCAACAGCUACAGUUUCCACAGCAACAGUUGCAUCCUCCGCAGCAGUUGCAUCGCCCUCAGCAGCAGCUCCAGUCCUUUCAGCAGCAGCAUGCCCUGCAGCAGCAGUUCCAUCAGCUGCAGCAGCAGCAGCUCGCCCAGCUCCAGCAGCAGCAGCAGAUUCAGCAGCAGCAGCUCCAGCGCAUGCAGCAGCAGCAGCAGCAGCAGCAGAUGCAAAGUCAGACCAUGCCACACUUGAGUCAAACGUCACAGGCACUGCAGCAUCAGGUUCCAUCUCAGCAGCCUUCACAGCAGCAGCAGCAGCAGCAGCCACCACCGCCACCACCACCUCAGCAUCAUCAGCUUUUUGGACAUGAUCCAGCAGUGGAGAUUCCAGAAGAAGCCUUCUUAUUGGGAUGUGUGUUUGCAAUUGCGGAUUAUCCAGAGCAGAUGUCUGAUAAGCAACUGCUGGCCACAUGGAAAAGGAUAAUCCAGGCACACGGUGGCACUGUUGACCCCACGUUCACAAGUCGAUGCACGCACCUUCUCUGUGAGAGUCAAGUCAGCAGUGUGUAUGCACAGGCAAUAAGAGAAAGAAAGAGAUGUGUUACUGCGCACUGGUUAAACACGGUCUUAAAGAAGAAGAAAAUGGUACCGCCUCACCGAGCCCUGCACUUCCCAGUGGCCUUCCCGCCAGGAGGAAAGCCGUGUUCACAGCAUAUUAUUUCUGUGACUGGAUUUGUUGAUAGUGACAGAGAUGACCUAAAAUUAAUGGCUUAUUUGGCAGGCGCCAAGUAUACGGGUUAUCUAUGCCGCAGCAACACAGUCCUCAUCUGUAAAGAACCAACCGGUUUAAAGUAUGAAAAAGCCAAAGAGUGGAGGAUACCCUGUGUCAAUGCCCAGUGGCUUGGUGACAUUCUUCUGGGAAACUUUGAGGCACUGAGGCAGAUUCAGUACAGUCGCUACACAGUGUUCGGUCUGCAGGACCCCUUUGCCCCGACCCAGCAUUUAGUUUUCAAUCUUUUAGAUGCUUGGAGAGUUCCCUUAAAAGUGACUGCAGAGUCGUUGAUGAGCGUACGGCUGCCUUCCAAACUGAAGCAGAAUGAAGUAGCCAAUGUUCAGCCUUCUUCCAAAAGAGCCAGAAUUGAAGACAUACCACCUCCCACUAAAAAGCUAACUCCAGAAUUGACCCCUCUUGUGCUUUUCACUGGAUUCGAGCCUGUCCAGGUUCAACAGUAUAUUAAGAAGCUCUACAUUCUCGGUGGGGAGGUUGCAGAGUCUGCACAGAAGUGCACACACCUCAUUGCCAGCAAAGUGACUCGCACUGUGAAGUUCCUGAUGGCGAUUUCUGUCGUGAAGCACAUAGUGACACCAGAGUGGCUGGAGGAAUGCUUCAGGUGCCAGAAGUUCAUUGAUGAGCAGAACUACAUUCUCCGAGAUGCUGAAGCGGAAGUACUUUUCUCUUUCAGUUUGGAAGAAUCCUUAAAGCGGGCACACAUUUCUCCACUCUUCAAGGCAAAGUAUUUUUACAUCACACCUGGAAUCUGCCCAAGUCUUUCCACUAUGAGGUCAAUCGUAGAGUGCGCAGGAGGAAAGGUGUUGUCCAAGCAGCCAUCUUUCCGGAAACUCAUGGAGCACAAGCAGAACUCGAGUUUGUCGGAAAUAAUUUUAAUAUCCUGUGAAAACGACCUUCAUUUAUGCCGAGAAUAUUUUGCCAGAGGCAUAGAUGUUCACAAUGCGGAGUUUGUUCUGACCGGAGUGCUCACACAAACGCUGGACUACGAAUCAUAUCCUUUUCAAAAGAGAAUAAAAAGGAAGCGGGUUGGAUAUGAAAGGGAGUUUCCAGAUUAAUAAGGUAGUACCUCUCCUGUUUUACAAGCCAUUUUUCUUUUCUUUGCUAGUACGAUUUAUGCAGUGAACAGUUCUUUCUCUUCAGAAUAUUUAUUUGAGUUGCAAGUAAAAACUUUCCCUUAACUUACUGAGAGUUCAGUUUUAAUAGGUGAUGUUGAUUAGAAUCUAUGCUAUUUAUGUAGGCAUUAAAGUAUUUGACAAUUAGAUAAAAUAGAAAAUAAUUGCAAAAAAAAUCUUACAUUUCUUUUUAUCAGUUCCAUUCUGAGUUUGUAGUUUUCAAAAUGAAAUUUAGUUCGUAUAACUCUGAGAUGGGAAAUAAAAAAACUACUUAAUAGAAGCGGCAGAAUGAAUAUUAACAUGUUAGGAAAAAUGCAAAGGUCAGUAUUUAGAAUAACGACAGGCGAUUUUUUCUAUUUCAGACAUUAAGGAAAAAAUAAAGCUCAUCAUCUGUAUGUGUAGCCCUUACUAAAAAUCUCUGAAUUACUAUUUUAAUGUAUGAGCAGCCCAUCAGUGAAGCAAAACAUGCCUUCCAGGUCCUUAUGGGAACAUUCUGUUUCAACUUUCCUUUUCUGUUGCUGAGGGCCUGCUCUCAGGCCGUGUUUCUCAGACUUCUCCCUGGGGCUGGUGCAAUGGGGCUGGAGGGCUGAGCUCCUCCUCUCUGUGAGGGCAGGAGCCUCUGUCACCCCUGAGCGGCAUCAGCCUCAGUGGACCAUUGCUUAUGCGGGGGAAUUUUGUGUUUGGGGUAGGACUGCUUCAGUAAGGCAGAGGUCAGAAUGACAUCCAUCCUUGCUGAGUUUUUUUUUCUCUUCAUAGGUGCCUGUUGCAGCCAGGUAAUUACAUUUAAGUAUAUUUACAUUUAAAUACAUUGAUAUUCAUCCAGUUAUAUUUGUCAGACAUUUUCCUUUUAACCCUAAAGAGCUUAUGGUUGUAAUAUCAGAUAGAGGAUGCUAUCACUGAGAGAAAAGCACUUUUAAGAAGUAAAAUUUGACUUCUUGUGGUGGCUCACGCCUAUAAUCCCAACAUGGGAGGCUGAGGCGGGCGGAUCACCUAAGAUCAGGAAUUCAAGACCAGCCUGGUCAACAAUGUGAAACCCGGUCUUUACUAAAAAUAGAAAAAAAUUAGCCAGGUGUGGUGGCAGGAACCUGUGAUCACAGCUACUCAGAAGACUGAGGCAGGAGAAUCACUUGACCCUGGAAGGCAGGGUUUGCCGUGAGCCAAGGACGUGUGCACUCCAGUCUGGGCAACAAGAGCGAAACUCUGUCUUACCAAAAAAAAAAAAAAACGGGGGUGGGGAGUAAAAUUUGCCUCAGCUCCAGAAGCCAGUGUCAUAUUUAGCCAUAACUAACCUGUCUAGCUGGAAUGAGGCUUGGUACAGAAACUCUUAUUCAUACCAGAGCUUAGAGUAUUCCAUACCGCGAUCUAUUAGGAAAUUGUUGCUCGCACUACUGAUAAAAAUGGUAAGAGGCCUGUUACAUUUUUACAGAUACCUAUAAGCAUUUAGUUUUUAUACAGUGUAUACCCUUGCGUUUUUUCAGACUUUUUUCUAGCAUUCAUGUUUAUAUUUGUGAAAGGCUAUUCUUUACUACUUUUACUUUCAGAAGAAAUUGCUUUAAAAGUCAUACGGGCGACUUGUGAUGUUAAUUACCUUGGGGGCCUUUUUUCAUAGCUAUAGCUCGAUUAAUUUUGCCCAUAGUGGGAUGGACAGUGUAGAGUUGCAGAGGUCAGCGUCUGCUCCUGAGGGUAGAGGUAGGAGUCAGUUAUUUGUGGUGGGGCCUUGGGGAUGUCAGCUCUUGGGGUUAUGUGUUGCACAUGUUAAUUUAAAGGACACUGCAGCUAUUGCUGGCCCCAGCUCCUGGGGAGCUGGCACAGGGGCUGAGUGAGCCUGUCGGGGUGGGCUGAAAGUCGUCUGUCAUGUGGGUGUGCAGCAGAGCAGCUGGUUUGAGUGGGUAAGAAAGAGGCCGUAGCCUUCCUACAAGGGUGUCCCUGAACCUGGGUGAUGAAUGUUGGAACCCUUGGGUUCACGUUUGUCUUUGCCUUGUGUUUAGAAGUUGUUUUCCUCGACAAGCCUACAUAUAAGUUUAACUGAUGGUGUCUAGGCUGCUGUGUGUGUGGACUCCUGUGGUGCGCGGCCGGCUGUCUGGCUGGCGAGGAGCUGCAUGCUUCCUUCACAUGCUCUUGUUUUCCAGCUGCUUUCUUGGGGGAUCAGACAGC